Messenger RNA from Brassica oleracea var. oleracea, 1761 nucleotides. Its product is annotated as internal alternative NAD(P)H-ubiquinone oxidoreductase A1, mitochondrial. The transcript has 6 exons. NCBI's taxonomy places the organism in Eukaryota, Viridiplantae, Streptophyta, Magnoliopsida, Brassicales, Brassicaceae. The record is from RefSeq and is a predicted model, not a curated record. Bases 159 to 1676 code for a protein of 505 amino acids. Gene Ontology annotation, molecular function: NADH dehydrogenase activity.
CGUAGGUUUUAUGCUCAUAUGCAUACAAUUGUGAUAGAGUACCAGAGGGGCGGCUGGUUGAAGAAGAGUUGUUCGCUUCUCCAACAACUUAGGGGAAAUAAUAUUGUGUUUAUUGCUUUAAAUAACCUUUCUUACAUCACUCUAGAACAUAAAGAAUCAUGCUUUGGAUCAAAAACCUCGCCCGGAUCUCUCCGACAACUUCAUCGGUCGGAAACUUGUUCAGAAACUCAGAAUCCUACACUCUCUCCUCUCGCUUCUGCACGGCUCUUCAACAGAGCGAGACGGUUCAAGUAGAUAAUGGGCUGGAGCAGCAGGAGCAACGUUACCACGGUUUGGCUCCGACAAAAGAAGGAGAGAAGCCGAGAGUGCUGAUUCUCGGGUCGGGUUGGGCGGGUUGUCGUCUUAUGAAAGGGAUCGACACAAGCAUAUACGACGUCGUUUGCGUAUCUCCGAGGAACCACAUGGUCUUCACUCCUCUCUUGGCUUCUACUUGCGUCGGUACCCUCGAGUUCCGGUCCGUCGCAGAACCGAUCUCUCGUAUCCAACCGGCGAUUUCACGAGAACCCGGUUCUUAUUACUUCCUCGCUAAUUGCUCUCGACUUGAUUCCGAAAACCAUGAGGUGCAUUGUGAGACAGUAACAGAUGGGCUAAGCACCACACUGAAGCCAUGGAAGUUCAAGAUAGCUUAUGACAAGCUUGUACUAGCCUGCGGUGCGGAAGCAUCCACGUUUGGGAUUAACGGGGUGCUAGAAAACGCCAUCUUUCUCCGUGAGGUUCAUCACGCUCAGGAGAUCCGCAGGAAGCUUCUUCUCAACCUCAUGCUAUCCGAAGUUCCAGGGAUAGGUGAAGAGGAGAAGAGGAGGCUGUUGCAUUGCGUUGUGGUUGGAGGUGGACCGACCGGUGUCGAGUUUAGCGGUGAACUGAGUGAUUUCAUCAUGAAAGAUGUUCGUGAGAGAUAUGCUCACGUCAAAGACGACAUUCGUGUUACUUUGAUCGAGGCGAGGGAUAUACUUUCUUCAUUCGACGAUGGGCUCAGACAGUAUGCGAUUAAGCAGUUAAACAAGUCUGGAGUGAAGCUUGUGCGUGGGAUUGUGAAAGAAGUAAAGCCUCAGAAGCUGGUCCUUGAUGAUGGAACCGAUGUUCCUUACGGUCUCUUAGUCUGGUCAACGGGUGUUGGUCCAUCUUCGUUUGUUAAGUCUCUUGACCUUCCAAAAGAUCCAGGUGGCAGGAUUGGAAUCGAUGAGUGGAUGCGUGUGCCUUCAGUAGAAGACGUGUUUGCAAUUGGUGACUGUAGUGGAUAUCUUGAGAGCACAGGGAAGUCAACACUUCCUGCUCUUGCACAGGUGGCUGAGAGAGAAGGCAAGUACUUGGCGAAUCUACUGAACGUGAUGGGAAAAGCUGGAGGAGGAAGAGCCUGGAAUGCAAAGGGGACUGAACUUGGUGAACCAUUUGUGUACAAGCAUUUGGGAAGUAUGGCCACUAUUGGGAGAUACAAAGCUCUCGUUGAUCUUCGUGAGAGCAAGGAAGGAAAAGGGAUAUCAAUGGCGGGGUUCGUGAGCUGGUUCAUAUGGAGGUCUGCCUAUCUGACUCGAGUCCUCAGCUGGAGAAACCGCUUCUACGUCGCUAUUAACUGGCUCACCACUUUCGUUUUCGGCCGCGACAUUAGCCGUAUCUGAUCCAGCUCUUCCACAUUGCUAUGUCUCUCUUGUAGAAAGACUUUUGAAUGAAAUGUUCUUUGUUUAAUUGAUACUACGACUACAU